AUGAGCACCGACGACCGAGCGUAUCAUGAACGCUUCAUGCGGGAAGCUAUUGGCAUGGCCGAACUUGCACUGACCAGUGAUGAGACGCCUGUCGGUUGCGUCUUCGUAAAGGACGGCGAGAUCAUCGGCCGGGGGAUGAACGAGACCAACCGCACUCUCAACGGUACUAGACACGCCGAGUUCGUUGCCAUCGCAGGCAUCUUGUCCAAGGCGCCCAUCAGCAUUCUCAACGAGACUGACCUUUAUGUCACCGUCGAGCCAUGCGUCAUGUGCGCCUCUAUGCUUCGUCAGUACGGUAUUCGAGCAGUCUACUUUGGCUGCUGGAAUGAGCGUUUCGGCGGCACUGGUGGUGUCCUGAACAUGCAUUCAGACCCAAGUGUCGACAAGCCGUACCCAGUCACCGGGGGCAUCUUCAGGGAGGAAGCCAUCAUGCUGCUCAGAAAGUUUUACGUCCAGGAGAACGAGAAAGCGCCAGAGCCAAAGCAGAAGAAAACCAGGGAGCUCAAGACCGAGAUUCUGCCCAUGGACAUCCACGCCCCGAAGUCGACGCCAUCACCUGCUCUGUCUACGCCUGUCUUGUCGAAGCCAGUUAAUGCCACUCCGCUCGUUGCUGUCCCUCAUAUCCCUGGACUCACUGCCGGAGCUGCGCACUGA
Messenger RNA from Macroventuria anomochaeta, 654 nucleotides. RefSeq names its product tRNA-specific adenosine deaminase subunit TAD2. The transcript has 3 exons. Gene Ontology annotation, cellular component: cytoplasm; nucleus. Bases 1 to 654 code for a protein of 217 amino acids. Gene Ontology annotation, molecular function: tRNA-specific adenosine-34 deaminase activity; zinc ion binding. NCBI's taxonomy places the organism in Eukaryota, Fungi, Ascomycota, Dothideomycetes, Pleosporales, Didymellaceae. The record is from RefSeq and is a predicted model, not a curated record. Gene Ontology annotation, biological process: tRNA wobble adenosine to inosine editing.